AUCAACUUCACUCAACUCCCGCAUUUUGUUUCAAGUUUUAUCGCGUCAAUCUACAUGUUGCGCCAGUCCAACCCCUUUUGUACCCCUCUUUUUACCGGAAAAUCUGACCUCGCGACGCGUACCCCCGUCAAAUGCAGUCCCCCUGUGCCCCGAGUGCCCCUGUGACUGAACCGAAGAGAGCCACCACCGAAGGUUAGCCAACAGCAUCAAAAUUGCAACGUGCAGCAUAAACCAGGACAUGCGGCGACCUUGGCGAUCGAAGCCACCACCGCCGGCCGCCGUGUGUUCCCCGGCGAUGAGAACGCCAUCGGACUACCAGAGCUUUGCCACGUGCUACAUGGAGCUCUGCAGACAGCAAAAGCUCCGACCACUGCCCAUCAUCUGCGUGACUCUUCCUCACAGCUUAGACUUCACAACAGAUCGUGUGAAGAUGGACGACUGGGGGCCGAUUUUGCACUCGCUCUCGCUGGACCGUACGCUGAAGUCGGUGAGUGUGAGAAGCCGAUACCAGUGCCGUCAUCCCCUGGACGAAGUCACCUCAGCGGACAAGGCAAGAGCGAUUGGCAAGGCCCCAGUUGUCCUGACGCGCUACCUCCUGGAGUGGCUGUCCCACAGCGUCGCCCAGUGCGUGAGGAAUUCACCAGCGCUGACCUGCCUGGAGCUGGAAGGUGUUCCACUGCCGGACGACUGCCUGGCAGCCCUGUGCGUGGGCCUGACCGCCACCGAAAGCCUUCAGCACCUGUCCCUGAAGCGGUGCUACAUCGGGGACAGCAGCUGUGCCCUCGUGUGCCGUACCAUCGCCGAUGUUCACAGCAUCAGAUCCCUGAACCUCAGCCAGUGCGACCUCAGCAGCUACUGUGGGCCUGCGCUGGCGUCGGCCUUGUGCAAGCAGAAGCUCCUCCUUUAUCACGACACGUGGAAGGACUCCCUCAGGUACAGGGAGCCCGAUGUGGACGCCAUGCCGGGCUUGAGGAGACUGACUCUCAACGACAAUCCGCGCUUGGGGGAUUCAGCUGUGGCUGAGGUAAUCGACGCCAUUCAGGACAGCCUCUGGCUGAAGGCCCUGGAUCUCCAGCACUGCGGACUGACUGACGCCAUCGGCAGCGAUAUCCUCCAGCUCCUCGAGCAGAACACGACACUGGAAGUGGUGGAUCUUCGGGGAAAUGGGAACCUAAGUGAUGAUAUCGUUGGAGAAGUGUUCAAGCGGCUCGAGUUCAACAACACCGGGUGCAGAUUGGAGUACAGGUACUUCAAGGUUCGACAGAAGGACAGCAGAGCUGUUUCCGCGGGCGACAGACGGAAGAAGAUGGAAGGGAAUACGACGUUGAACAGACCGAAGAGUGCGGUGACGAGGAACAAGCGAUUUUGCCAGGUGAAUCCUCCAGGAAAGUCUCCAGCAGUGGCUCUGGCAGCUAAAAGAACGAAGCUCAAGCCACCGAUUCCCCACUUCCCCGUGCAGAAUGGCAAGGUGAGGACUGUGGGUGUUGAAGCAAAGGUCAUCGUACCAGCGAAACCGGUUCUUCACCUGGACCUCCAGACGCAGAUAAAAUCGACGAUUGAUGAGGUUGAAGGAACGACGAUUGAAGACGAGAGUGAGGGAUACCGAGAGGAGACGAAGGAGCAGCUGGAGGAGCUACUGGAGCACUUGGCGAAGACGGACGACUCCGAGGAGAAGCUGACGCAUAACAUGAAGCAGGUGGAGGCUCAGCUGAUGGAGGAGAAGGCCCGACGAGAAGUCGCGGAGAUGAAGCUGCGACUGAUGCGGCGGGAUCUGGAGGAUCUCGAGAGCUCCCUCAAAGCUAAGGAGAUCGCGACCCGGGGGUAUCUGCUGAUAAGCCAGAAGUCCGUUGAUGAAAUUGCCAGGUCGUUCGAGGAGCUGCUGAAGAUGCUGGAGGACAGGACAGAGCGGAGCUCCAGCUGGAGGGAAAAAGACAAUCAGGCGAGGGAAGUGUUGAAGCGAAAGGUGACCCUGCUCCUCCGUAAGACCAAAUCGGAGAAACUAGAGAGGAGCAUUCUGGAGCUGGAGUCCCCGACGAAGGGGGUCAAGUCCACUGGUGACAUCAGCACGACGACUCUGCCUGCUCCCUCGCAGCUGGAGAAACGCGUUGGAGACACUGGUGAGGGAUCACUGAUGGAGGACAACUGGACACGUCUGGCGAUCACCAAAUCGUCAAUCUCCCCUUACGAACGAGCCAGGACGCUGUUCAAGCAGAUCGUCAAUGGCGAUGUCCUCCUGAAUCUCCAAAAUCGAGCCAACUAGUCGCGGUUAUUCCGUGAAAAAAAAUGGAGGAACGCGAAAUUCCUGGGUGAGGGCCCUCAGGUGAACACUCUCCGGUGCAUCAUCAGUGAUAUAUGUCUGCUGGCCUUGAAGAAGAUUUUGAUGGGGUAAAAAAUUGGUAAAUUGGACCACUCACCCAAAAACUCCAACGGCAACAGCAGCUUCUCUCAACGCCCUCUCCUGGUCCAUCUCCACCAAAGCCUCGGGUCUAAUUGUCGCUGUGUUCCUGGGCUGUCUCUCGUUCUGCACAGCUGCAAAUGAACCAGCCAAAA
This is a messenger RNA of Diachasmimorpha longicaudata, 2550 nucleotides long. Its product is annotated as centrosomal protein of 78 kDa. The coding region runs from base 239 to 2260 and encodes 673 amino acids. The transcript has 2 exons. Gene Ontology annotation, cellular component: centrosome. Lineage: Eukaryota; Metazoa; Arthropoda; Insecta; Hymenoptera; Braconidae. Gene Ontology annotation, molecular function: protein binding. The record is from RefSeq and is a predicted model, not a curated record.